GCUGAGGAAACGACGCGCCGUGGGGGUGUCCCAUCGCAUCCGCUCAGAACGGAAGUAGGUUAGGUAGGUGACGUGUGGAAAGGGGAAACGCGUGGCGGUAUUGUUUAAUUGUUGGUUUGUUGGUGGACUGGUUGGUGGAGAGCGAACGAGACGAGUCAUGAAUACCCGCGUGGUCGAGCGCAACGUGCAUUGGGCGAGCUAGUAGCGCGAGUCAUGAGUACGCGGACAGGAACGAAGGAAUGGGAAAAAGCAAGGCACUAUGGAACUACGGCCACGGAACUACGGCCACGUGUAACUACGGUAGUUCAACGUGCAUACGGCGAGCAGACAGAGAAAGCGCACAGUCUGCCGCCCCGGGAGGUUGCGCAUCUCUCGCUUACCCAUUGCCCGGCCGGCAUAAGCUGGCAACGAAGCAACCUCGCUACCGCACCUCGCAUCGUCCAUUGCCCCAAGCGGCAAUCAGCCAGGCAUCAAUCCGCUCGCCCCACGCCGCAACCACCAACAAGCAAGGACGGAACGCACAUUACGACACCGGAAAGUCCACCCACAGACCACACGCUCAGAUCCCCCAUCGAUCAUAUCAGCCCUGCAGCUGCCAUAUACCCGCCUCCUUCGUAUUCCUCCCGCCAACCCAGCCCUCAAGCAUUGCUUCCACUCGCCCACUACGCAUGGAAAGCCCUGCACCCCUCCCGAAGGAUCACCGACCCAACAACCGGUCACGAGGGCCCUCCCCCUGAGGAUGCGGGCGUGAUAAAGCAUGAAUCCCUCAUCUUACGCGCUGUGUGCGUAAAAUGAGCUGUUUGCGUAACAUGGGAAAGCGAGCUGGAAAACCGGUCACGGCGCACAGUCGCCGGAUUCCAAAUACCGAGGGCUUCAUUUCGGCACCUGAGUGAGCUUUCUAUGCCAUGCCAUGCCUGCAGGAACACUCCGUCGUCCGAGAGUAGCAUGAUCAUU
Molecule: messenger RNA, 954 nt
Organism: Trematosphaeria pertusa
Lineage: Eukaryota; Fungi; Ascomycota; Dothideomycetes; Pleosporales; Trematosphaeriaceae
Exons: 1
Coding region: 214-795 (193 amino acids)
Source: RefSeq, a predicted model, not a curated record